This is a messenger RNA of Nannizzia gypsea CBS 118893, 2865 nucleotides long. RefSeq lists its product as hypothetical. Bases 1 to 2865 code for a protein of 954 amino acids. The record is from RefSeq and is a predicted model, not a curated record. The transcript is spliced from 7 exons. Gene Ontology annotation, cellular component: cytosol. NCBI's taxonomy places the organism in Eukaryota, Fungi, Ascomycota, Eurotiomycetes, Onygenales, Arthrodermataceae. Gene Ontology annotation, biological process: telomere maintenance via telomerase; protein stabilization. Gene Ontology annotation, molecular function: Hsp90 protein binding; telomeric repeat DNA binding.
AUGGAAGGACUUCUUAAAGCUGUCAAGUCGCCGGAAAUCUCCGAAGAUCCCUUAAUACCACAACCUCCUGUUCAAGAAACUUCAACUGUUCCGCGGAUCUCAGUCAUCGAAGAUGAACAAUCUGAAGCUCAGAUAUCAUCACCGGAAGAUGUAUUGCAAAAAUUAAAAUCCAAGCCAUCUAUAUCAACUUUAUUAGAGGUAUUGAAAUUUCUUGAUCCCGCCAGGCUGGAGGAUGGAGAUUUUAAUAUCAUCAUCCCAAGCUCUCUUGGAGCUCAAAUACUCCAUGCUUUGAUCACAACUACCAUUUGUGACCAUUGGGAUAGCUUAGGGAUGGAAUAUGGACUAGAAACCUCAUACAAACUUUCGUCCAGGAAGACACCACAAGCUAUAUUAUUAAGAUGUGUGAAGAGUCCUUCUGGAAUUGGAACUUUACUGGCUUAUAUCCGAAGUCUUCUCCCGAGUCAAAAUCUUCCGCAUGGGAAGAAGGCCGGCUCUAAGAAUGGAUCACUAAUACAAGAUGCUCUAUCCUUACUCUCACACCUAUUAUCACCCAAUGACUUACUUUUCCAGCUAUUUACUGAUAUACUCCGGCUCAAUGACAAUGCGGUCCAACAACAGCUUCUCUUGCAAGAGGCUGUUUCUCUCCUUGCAUCUGGGAAAGUUCUAUCAAUUGCUGCUGAGUCAUUUGGCUAUACAGAGUUAUCUAUAGAAUCUUCCCCUCACUCCUGGAUUUCUAAUGGGAAACUCUAUGCUUCUUGGCUAGGGAGAAAUAUCAGCCAUAUGGCGUCUCAUCUCCCUAUUGAUGACGAUCAAGGUUGGAAGUAUCUGGGUGUAUUUACUAGCCGGUCACUAAGCACUGGUCAGACAGAUCAAGUGGUUGGUGAGGUUUUAAAUGGCCUAUUAUUCCAGAAGGACAGGCCAGGCACCGAAAAGCUCAUUAACCUGCUGAAAAUCUUGCGGCAGCAUGACCAAAGAAGAAUUUUAGAAUCAAUUCUACGUUACCUAGAAAGGACUUUUUUGAUAAAUCUGCUAGAAAAUGAAAAGAGCAACGUGGGAGGUAGCAUAAACAGCGUUUUUAUGCGCCACUCACUUUCACAAAUAUUUACAAAAUCAAUUGAUCUUUUUGGAGAUAAACUCUCAAUCAAGCAUUCCCCUAUACUAGCCCAAGAAGCGAAUGCACAAGUUAUCCUCCUCGCUGCUGGUUACUUGAACAGGCUUGAAACCACUGAUCUAUCCGGUCUCGUUCAGUCCAGUUCCUAUCUAUCUGCUAUUUCGAAUCGCCUUGGAGCAGCAUCCACUAGAUCUCGUUUCUUAGGGAUGGUAGUUGGCACUUCAUUAUCCAAGCUGAUUGAUAAACCCGAAAGCCGCAUGAAAUUCGACCUGGCUGAAAUGGAAAGCGACGAGGCUUCAUGGUUCUUGAAAUUACCAGAUACCCAGGACCGAGUUGGAACGCUAGAGAACUUGAAAAUCUCACAUACGUUGCCCUCAACGGGAAUAAACGAAAGAAGAGUCCCAAAUACCAAACAUAAGCAAAGACAAGAAUCCAAUGCAAAAUCGGCGGCUUCCAAAAUAUUGCCCGUGGAAGAUUCAGAUGAAUCUGAUGAGGAUGGCCUUACCCCGUAUCAAAAACCAGAUACGGAUGCCUCUGAUUCUGACGAUGACCCAACACUUAUUCAGAGAUCCAAGCCCACCCCUCCUGUAUAUAUCAGGGAUCUUUUAGUCUACCUUCGUGACAUCGACAAUUAUGACCGUUAUAAUCUAGGCAUUUUGACUGCACCCAGCCUUAUAAGGCGAAAAGCGGCCUUUGGCUCCGAACUAGACGAACACAUUAAUGACCUUGCCCUUACCCUUACUGGCUUGCAUGACAAAUAUAAUAUUCCAAAAUUCCAAGAAUAUCGCCUGCAGAGCCUGGUCACACUUAUUGUUGCACGCCCACUGGUUCUAGGUUCAUGGAUAGCGAAUGCAUUUUUCCAUAUUGAUUUAUCCCAAUCCCAAAGAUCCUCGUUACUAGUCGCCUUUGGCCUAGGAGCUAGAGAACUUGCAGGGUACAGGGAAGAGGAUAGUAGGGCAAUGGGCCUUCCCCCCGCUCCCACGGACGCAUCUUUCCCGUCUCAACGACUCCCAUCUCGACUUGAAAGCCAAUUUGACCCAGCUUCUAAAAAUACCCCAAUUGAGGCUAUAUCUAGGAGUAUUGCCCGAAGCUCUCUAGAGCCUUUAGCUCUUAAUGCUGCAGACGCACUGAGCGGUCCAAAUGCCCUCAAAGUUCGCACAUUUUCGUCAAGAAUGGAAGUGGAGAAGAAGAAGCACGAACGAGAACAACUAAGAAGGGCAAAGUCGAUUCCAAAAGAUCUACAUAAAACACUAUUCGAAGCGUUCUUCCGCCCAUUAAUCGGUGGGUUUAGUCUAAUGCUUUAUUCUACUUCAUCAUAUAACGGCAACAACCCAUUUCUCUCCCCUCAUCUCCUUUCCUUAUUUAUACAAACUGUCAACAUUGUGAUAUCGACCAUUGGGCCGAGUUCGGUUAACCAGCCGACCAUAACUUCCGAUGUUCUAACACUACUGAUGUCACUCCAUAACUCCCCAGUUGCUACAGAACCAACUGUUCUUUCCGCCAUACUGUCACUUUUUCUUGCCGUAAUGGAUAUUAAUAUUGCAUCCGGAAUCUCUGGGGAAGAACGUCUUGUCACCGAAUUCACAGAGCAAGUAAUGGAGAUGCGAGAAUGGGUUGGAGGAAUUUUUGAAAUAACCCCAAAGGAAGAUGAUCAAGUCAGAAUGCUGGCCGCUGGUAUUAUGGUAAAGUUGGGAGAAAUCGUGAACCGAUACCAAGGCAGGCUCUUUGGAAUAAAUGCUGAGUUUUCAUUCUAG